UGUUUUGAGUUUAUAUUAAAUGUAAUGUUAACUUGGAUUUUGAUAUCAGCGUUGUAUUUCAAUAUAGUCAAAUAAUCAAGUAAUUCAAAUGAUUUCUCAAUGAACAAUAUAAUAAUGUAUUUUGUUCAAUUCAAAAAGUAACAAGUUACUCUGAGUAAGAACGGAAUACAAAUUCUCUGCUGCCUACUGCAUUAUUAGAUUCCGUUAAUAGGGCAGCCAUAAAACAUUUUAAUCUAAAGAACUGAUGGAGCUGCAAAAAGUGAAACGAUCUUAUGAUAUAAUUACAAUAAAACGAAAAUGAUGGUGCAUGUGAUAUUUAAUAAGCAGUUAAAUGGAUUGUGAACGAUGGAUAAUACCAAACUUAAGGCAUGUUAUGAUCUCUGAUGAAAAAUGUAAAAAAGAACAAACUUAAACAUGGGUAGCAGAGGAGUAGGGGAUAUUCCUACUAUAUUUCAUCCCCAGCAGACUCAUACCCCAAGUAUUAUUCUUGGUGAUAAUCAGCAGAAUCAUGGCUCUCAAAAUACUGCUGGUCAAAUUACUUAUGACAAUUCUGGCUGUGAACAGCAACAAGGAUGUAGCAUUAGCGGUGGCUGUGGCGAUUCUGUACCGAGUUGUCGCCCUUUGGAGACAAGUAGAAGCGGAGUUGGUUCUGGAGGAGCUGGAGAUAAUCAAGGGCACAAUAUAAGUCAAACUCAAGUUCAACCCCAUGUAACAGUACCACCAGUUACUUAUCAACAAAGGCCCAACUCUUUAUCCGCUUGUUAUGCAUCAUGUUGUGCUGAAUCCGCAAAAAAGAUAUAUUUUGGAGUGUGUGUCACAAUAUGUGUCACAGCAAGCUGGGUCGGUGCGACACACUGUAUCAAGUAUUUAUAUUUUUACAAACACGAAACACCUAAUUAUUCAUUGUUUUCUAACUCAUCUAUUACUGGUCGUCAUCAGCACACGGUUCCAUAUAAUGCUCCAUUCUUCACAACCUGGUUUUGUACAAAUUGGGAAAUUCUUUACUUCCCAGUUUAUUUUCUUUGUCAAUCUGCAAGAAUUAAAUGUAAUACACCAUCAGAAAUAAUUGCAGAGAGUUUACGAGGUUUCCGCGACAAAGGAUUUACUGGUGGUCGUUUCUUGAUCAGAUGUAGUCUUUUUUGUGGACUCUGGGUAGUUACGAAUUAUAUGUAUAUUUAUUCGCUCAGGAUACUCCUAGCAACCGAUGUUAUGGCACUUUUCGCAACCAACGUAUCUUGUGUAUAUUUGUUAUCAUGGGUUAUUCUUCAUGAACAAUUUGUUGGAGUAAGGAUAGUAGCAGUGAUUUUAUGCAAUACUGGAAUUGCACUUUUAGCGUACAUGGAUGGCAUUACUGGAAGUCCAACUUUAGGUGGUGUUGUUCUGGCAACAUCGGCAGCAGCUGGUUCGGCGGUUUAUAAGGUGCUGUUCAAAAAAGUCAUAGGAGAAACAACAUUUGGUCAGAUGUCUUUAUUCUUUUCCCUUAUUGGGCUGUGUAAUGCGGCGUUGUUAUGGCCAAUUUGUUUGGCUCUUUACUUCUCAGGAGCAGAAAGCAUACAGUGGGGACGAUUGCCGUGGACGGCUUUACUUUCAGCAAGCAUUUUGCAUUUAGUUGCAAAUAUGCUUGGUAACUUCAGUAUUGCUCUGACGUACGACCUAUUCAUUACACUAGGAUUGAUCACCGCUGUUCCUGUAUCCGCUGCAUUGGAUGUUCUUUUAUACGGAGCUCAUUUCAUGGGAAUGAAAUUGGCAGGGAUGAUAUUUAUAGCAGUCGGCUUCUUCCUUGUAAUGUUUCCAGACAAUUGGCCGGAUUACAUAACCAGACUACUUCGAAACAUAGUCCUCAUGAGUCACAGUUCGAGUACGACGGGUGGCGGGCAGCAACGCAGGAGUACUUUUGCUAGAAGCCGCUGUCCCUCGAUGCAACAACGGCAAUACCGGCUACGAAGCUAUGGUGUGUCGUCGGCUCACGGCGACGGUCAAAUGCUACUGCCGAUGAACAGUAGUAACAGCAAUCAGGCUAACAACAACCAAUCGAGCAGCGAGCCACCGAUGACAACGAUGACCGCGAAUCCGACACACCGGCAUACUAAUUCAUCCCAGCAGAACAACACGGCUUCCGAAUCCCAACGUCGCCGAGUCCCUAUUUCCAUUUCGACCUCAACCUUGACUCCGAUUUCAACUUCCAUCACGACAACUAUUUCGACAUCGACCUCGACCUCGACCUCAACCUCGAUCACAACCUCGACCACGACGAAUAGCCAUCAACGUUCCCAUCCUCCUGGCCUUCAGAACUAAUAACAAGGUGGAGUAGAAGACAUGGGCACGGUGUAUCAGGAGGUACACAACGUGAUGUGAUCGAUUAUCGUACUGGUUACAUAAAAUCACAUCUUCGUUCACCAUCAGGAAGAGUUCGGUGACUAGGUGUACUAUCGCUUCAAUCACACAUAGAAUUGAUUUGCCAAAGAAAUUAUUUGUCGACCUUCAAGAAUCUUUUAAUCUAAAAAGUUC
Messenger RNA from Frieseomelitta varia, 2508 nucleotides. Its product is annotated as putative thiamine transporter SLC35F3. NCBI's taxonomy places the organism in Eukaryota, Metazoa, Arthropoda, Insecta, Hymenoptera, Apidae. The record is from RefSeq and is a predicted model, not a curated record. The transcript is spliced from 12 exons. The coding region runs from base 415 to 2295 and encodes 626 amino acids.